Ostrea edulis (European flat oyster) is the source of this 4426-nucleotide messenger RNA. Its product is annotated as phosphatidylinositol phosphatase PTPRQ-like. The record is from RefSeq and is a predicted model, not a curated record. The transcript is spliced from 18 exons. Gene Ontology annotation, biological process: axon guidance. The coding region runs from base 828 to 2246 and encodes 472 amino acids. Gene Ontology annotation, cellular component: neuron projection. NCBI's taxonomy places the organism in Eukaryota, Metazoa, Mollusca, Bivalvia, Ostreida, Ostreidae. Gene Ontology annotation, molecular function: protein binding; transmembrane-ephrin receptor activity.
UCCAUUCAUCUGAAUGAUCCCUAUAAGAUAGACAGAGUGUUUCUCCACUUUCCUGAUACCAUCUCCAGUUCUAACGGUGUCUACUCCCUUGUGUUUUCUCCAUCAACAAAAAUGGGAUCACACUUCACAUUUGAUGGACAUGGCUUAUACUCGUUGCCUCCCCUGCUUCCGUCAGUCCCCUACACAGUACAAAUACACUUGACAGGACGGGAUGGAUCGGCGAAAUCCAAUACUUGCAGUAUCAAAAUUUCACCCAGACGGCCUCGUGAUCCGAUCUGUGGACAUACAUUGUUUUCAAACAUCUUAGCAAGAUCGAUAAAACUAGAUUUGUCAAAAGUCAGCGCCGCGGGAGCAUAUGUAUUCAUUGUGACAAUGUCUGUCGUGAAGGGUGAAAGUGUCAGCCCCAUUGUGAAACAAGCAUCUAUUAACAAUACCUUGCUUUUCGAGAAUUUGGAACCAGGAUCCUUUUAUCAAUUCAAGAUUUUAGCAAAGAACGCUUACCACAUGGAGAGCUUGGGUGGCUGCAACUUCAAAAUAUCCACAAAACCAGAUAACCCUGACUGUGAUGAGUUUUCUGAUUCAACUUCCGAUAGUGUGACUCUGUACCUGAACAAAACCAUCCCUGAAGGUGCUGAAUACCUAUCCAUACAACUUCAACUCACGAACGGGACGACUCUACAAUGGGCAAUAAACUCGAAAAGAAAUACAGUCCAGCUGGAUGGUCUUGAUCCGGAUGCAACCUAUACCUUUGACGUCAGAGCAUAUACCGCAAAUGGUCUACAAAGUGAUCAAAACUGUUCGCUGAACCAUUGGAUCCAGAUUGUUCGAUGAUUCGGCAGACAGAAUACACCAUGUCAUCUGUAACAUUUGGUUUUGGAAGCCAAUCAUUUGAACAAGACCAAUACAAGAUAUCAGUUCGGAAUGUGAAUAAAGUGAAUUAUACUUUACAAACAAUCUUAAACUCCACUACAAUUAGUAAUUUAACUCCUGGAAAAGAAUAUGAAUUCAGUGUCUACAGGUUGGGAAGCCAUGAAGAACGCAGUACUAACGGCUGCAAUUUCAGGCAGUUGUUGUGCAUGACUUUACGACCAAGAGGUAUCACAAUAACUGAUUCGCAUUCCUCCACCAUUGCAAUACAGUUUACUCCGCCAGAAGAGCUGGUAAAUAUAUCGGUUCCAUAUCUACUGGAAACCACGUCCAUUCGACAUAAAUGUGUUUCAUCAGACAUUAAGACUGACUAUAAUUCCCUUAUCACUUAUAUGGAGUUUUUUUCACUUGGUACGGACCUGGAUACCGUGUCCAUUGUUGUAAACGGGCUGUCCAGUUAUUCAGGUUACAUAUUCAGAAUCAAACCGAACAUUUGUAUACAGAAUGGAUCCGAAUGGAGUGACAGCGUGUUUGGUAAAACAUCUGAAACAGUACCGGACUUGAUUGACAUGAGCCAUACAGAAGUACACAACAUAACGUCAUCGUCAGUCGCCAUCACAUGGAGAAAACCUUGCUUUUCAAAUGGUGAAAUACUUCAUUAUGAUAUUCAGACAUUUGCUCUGCAAGAUAGGAUCGACAGAUCUGUAAACACACAAUUCGUGUUUGACAAGUUGUUAUCGAACACUCGGUAUUCGUUUAGAAUCCGAGCCAUAAAUUCUGCGGGAGACGGAAACUGGUCGGAAUGGAAAUAUUUCCGAACAACCAUACAAGAAACAACAUACCUUGAUAUUACAACACCCGUUCCUCCUACUACAUUCAGUGAAUACUCCACAGAAAACGAAGCUUCCAUUACAACGAAUGGCCAAUCUCCAUCAACCUCAAAUUCCAUAACGUUCCAAACGCAUAAAUACACACAUAAAGAAGUCAAUCAUUAUUUUCAUGGCGAUGUCUAUGACGUCAAAAUGGCAUUACCAGAUUUAUCCUCCACGAGAUGCAGACUUAAUAUCUUCUGGAAAAUCGACACCAAGAAUUUCACAAAUGAAACAUUUUUGAGAUAUUACGUUUCUUACUGGCCUCAAAACAAGCCGACUGAAAAGAUUUCUCUGGUUACACAAUUACCAUAUGCAAGAAAUAUCACUGUGGCCUCCGAUGAGUUCUACUUUCUACAGAUAGAAGCAGAAGGAAACAUGAACAUGACAAUUUCAAAGUUCCAAAUGAUGUUCGUUGUGAAGGAUGGAAAAUGGGAAAAGGUUCAAGAUGCAAGCACCCAAGCAGAUGUAGGCAUAUCCAAAUCCGGUGAGAAGGAAAUCACCACUUGAAACAAUGGAGUUCUUUCCCUUCGCCUUUUGUUAUAUGAUUAAGAUAAGAUUAAAAUCUAAUCUAUAUUUUGCUGAAUAUGCAGUUUCUAAUCACUCUCAAUGUGUGCACAUAACAGAACCUUGGAAUUGACAAAAAGUUCCUUUUGAAAAAGUAUUCAUAAACUACUACAGGACGUCUAUUUUUUCAGCCAGAGACGGUCUUGCUGGAACGCUGGCAGUGCUGCUACUAUUGCUUGGAUGUACAUUGAUUUUAUUAUGGUAUUACAGAAGGCAGCUGAGGAUGAGAGUAAAAGCAGACACUGUUAAAUCAGAUGAUAUGCAAUACACAUAUCAAGAAAUUCCACUUUCAGAGUCAAGGUCCUCCACUCUGAACGAGUCUCAUCUCUACCAAACCCUAAGAUCAAAUGUUGGUGAUGAUAGUCCCGUCUGUCCUGAAGUGAACAGAGAAAUGGACAUUACGGAAAGAAAUACACUUUCUUCGUGUACCCAUGAAUACGUAGAAUUAACAGAGUCAUUGCCGAAACAACUCAACAGGACUGAAAGUUGCACAACACCAAACUACUUUAUCCUUGAGCCGCAAUACACACGGCCAUUGAAGGCGAACAAGAAGCUCGAGGAAGAUUAUGCAAUGGUGGCAGGAAACACAGAUAUCGUGAGAAAAGAGAACUUUUCUGAAACUGAACCCGGAAUUAAUACAGACGAAGCGUAUAAUGAAUCCCCUAUAACAGUUUCUGUUGCAAUCACGAAAGCAUCGUAUGAGAAUGUCUUAGUAAAGAAAAUUGAAAGUUAAUAUAAUUCAUUUAAAAUGUACAUGUACAAACAAGUACUUACAUCAACACUACGUACAUGUAUUACUAGACAUAGGUCUCUGUUUUACAAAAUAUUUAAAAAUAGUGUUGUAAAAUGAUUUCAAAAUAUUUACGAACCAUAGAAUCUUAUCAUAUCCAAGUAAAUGUUAAAAGUUUGAAUAAACGGUGAUCGAUCUCGUAUAUCCUAUAAGAAUACAAAAUUAAGAGUAGAGACCCUAAAAUUUGUGAAAUACCGACUUUAAACGAUACUGUUGAAAGCCGUAACGUCAACUUAUUUGUCCGUAGCCUGUCUCAAUUAAACAAUUGAUCAUGUACAGAACAUGUCCUCACGUAUCGAAUCAAAUGCGUGACAUAAACACUAUCUGCAUGAUGAUAAAAUACCUCUAGUGCUGUUAUAAGAGUAUGGAAAGUUGAUGAUUGAGGAGUUGAAUUCAACUCGUUAAUCAUAAAAUUGAAUAGCUGCAUGUAGUAGUCCAUUAGUGUUCAUAUUCAAUAAAACAUAUACAAAUAUGAAACGGAUGUGGGAGAAUUUGCUGUGUCUUUUAUUUUAAGUUAACUGGGGUAUAUCAAAUAGACAGAUAGGAGUUAUGAGAUUGAUCACUGUUCGUUAUCUUUACCUUUCAUGAAUACAAAUGAAUUUUGUAAAUGUACCAUUUUCCCUCCCAGAGAGAUAGAGUUCUAAUCUAGAUUCGGGGAUAUUUGCACAUCGUUUUGCAGCAGUGUAGUUCUUUAACAAAUUCACUGUAAUUGUCUCGAUGAUUCCCAAAUUCCAAAUCCUUACUCGUAUUUCAUCCCCUAAAGACCAUGCUUUCUGUCUGAAAAGAAAAACGUACCUACUCUGUACGAAUUGGACCUGGAACUUUAAGACGAGUAAAAUUAAUUUCCUUAUAAACGUACAUGUAUGCAAAUGAGCGAAUUUUGCAUCCUUUCAUAUUUCAAUUUGAACUCUGAUUUCAUGUCAUUAAGUGUUGUGCUUUCUUUAAUCUUAUUCGGUGUAACAAGAGAUUGAAGGUGAUCACUUCUACACCAAGAGUUGUCUCUCCAGUGCCGAGCUGUGGGUUCUAAAACAGAUGACACUGUGAAAAGCAAAAAGAAUUACAAAGCAUCAAUUUCAUCUACAUUUGAAAAAAUGAAAUAUUUUGUUUCAGAGUGUUAAUUUCUGUUUCAAGUCAUAAGCAUGUCCUUAUUAAGCUAUACAUUUACAUUGUUUCAUGAUGUUCAUUUCAGUUUUAGUUCGUAAACAUGUCAUUAUGUUUUUACAUUAUGCUUUGUUUCAUAAUAUUAAUUUCUGUUUCAUCAUAAACAUGUCCUUUUUAUGUUUUACUAGUGCAAAUAUUGUUUCAGAAUAUAAAUUUCUGUUUAAAUCAUAAA